Molecule: messenger RNA, 3500 nt
Organism: Trichechus manatus latirostris (Florida manatee)
Lineage: Eukaryota; Metazoa; Chordata; Mammalia; Sirenia; Trichechidae
Gene: FASTKD1
Product: FAST kinase domains 1
Exons: 15
Coding region: 342-2837 (831 amino acids)
Biological process (GO): regulation of mitochondrial mRNA stability; mitochondrial RNA processing
Cellular component (GO): ribonucleoprotein granule; mitochondrial matrix
Molecular function (GO): RNA binding
Source: RefSeq, a predicted model, not a curated record
GGAACUACAACUCCCAGAAUUCCUCCAACGCGUAAGCGACGACUGUUCCACCGACCUCGCCGCGACGCCCUCUGGGAUAUGUAGUGUGCCCCUUCAGCCGUGCGUGCUGCCCUUGCCCGGCAUUUUUUCCUGGUGUGGGGACAGACUUCACCAGAGGAAAGAAGCUGCAUGUUAGAAUGAGAUUUGGAGUCAUCAUAAUGGAAGCAAAACACAUGAAGGAAAAACAGUUAUUUUUAUACCAGUUUAUUGCACCUGACUACUGUUUGCAAAUGCUUUUCAUUUAAGUAAAUUUGUGAUGUAAAUGAAAAGAUAACUUUUUGCUGGACUUACCCAUCACAAAUAUGCUUCGUCUAAGAGCUAUUUAUCCAUUCUUCUGGAGAGUGUUUCAAUUUCGACCCUCAAGUUGUGAACCAUUAAUUAGCCAGAUGAAUAAGUGUACAGAAGAAGAGCAAAUAUUUGAUCUUAUUGAAAGGAACAAAGCCACCCUUUCAGAAAAGCAAGUGGGAUGUGCAUUUAAUAUACUUUGGCAGUUUCAAAAGCAGAAGACCAGCUCAAAAAAUGUUGACUAUGUCAAAGACCAUCCCCAAUUUCUUACUCUUCGUAAUUUAACUACAGAUAAAAUAGAAUUAAUGAAUGAUGAUACCCUGGUGAACGUGUUGUACAUCACACAACAGCUUGCUGUUGAGGCCCAUGACCGUCUAGUUGAAGCGCUAGUUACAGAAGCAUGGAAAAGGCUGGAAAGGUUUGAUAUUAAUGUGCUGUCAAAAUUUUCUUCUUGCCUAGCAGAUCAACAUUUGCAUUUUAGUCCAUUAAUGGGAAAAAUAGCUGAUAUUGUACAUAGAAACUUGGAAACCAUACAGGACUUAAGGUCCUUGUCUGUCUUAAUGGUCAGCACAUCUUCUUUAAUAUCACAACAGUUUCGAGAAAGAUUAGUAAACAAAACAGAACUUCUUUUUGACACCAUAGAUUCUUCCCAGGUCAACAAUUCAAGAAGAAUAGUACAGUUUCUUCGGAAUGUUAAAUAUAGUUACUACCCACUAUUAGAAAGGUGCAAUAAAGUGUUUGUAAGCAAUGUGAGCCACCUUGAUUUAGAAUCCAUCAGUAAAAUACUUGGCCUAUACCAGUCUCUACAGUUUCAUAGUUUUGAAUUUAUUAGAAUGGCUAAAACGAAGCUAACUGAAAUGACUCCUCUGUGUGAUAACCCUGCUAGCUUUGUAAAAUUAUUUGUAGCACUGGGACCCAUGGCAGGACCGGAAGAAAGGAAACAACUUAAAUCAACCAUAUUACUGAUGUCAGAGGAGCUGACCAGCCAACAAGCCCUGGCAGUGUUGGGAGCAAUGGAAGAGAUGGAAAGUAGAAAUUCACGCCUGAUUAAAAAAAUUGCUUCAGUUGUGCAUAAACAUUUGGAUAACUAUAAACCACUAGAGUUAUUGAAGAUAACUCGAGCACUGAUUUUUCUGCAUUUUCAAAGUAAAGACAUUUUUGUGAGACUCAGAGAGUUACUGCUUAGUUAUUUGAAAAUCAGUGUCAUACCUGCUGAGAUUUCCAUCCUGGUCAGUGCUAUUUCCAUGCUUCCUUCGCCUCACCUAGAUGAAGUAGGGACAUCCCGAAUUGAAGCAGUUUUACCACAGUGUGACCUCAGUGAUCUGAAUAAUUUUGCCACAUCUGUUUUAAGAUGGAUUCAGUAUGAUCACACGUAUUUGAAUAGUACUACUGGAAAACAACUGAAACUACUUCAAAAAUUAGAUCAGUAUGGACGUCAGAGGCUACAAGAAAGCAAUAAUUUGGAUCUGUUAUGGGAGGAACUUAAAUCUUUAAAAGGAGACUGGUUUGUUGAGUCACUUCUUGAAGAAACAAUUGCUACUUUACAACGGUUGAUGGAUGAAAUUAAUUUCACAAAUGUUGCGGGGAUUGCAACUUUUAUUUCUAGAACUAGCUACCUCAAUACUUUGCUACUUGAUAGAAUAGCCUCAGUGGUCCUUCAACAGAUUGAAAAGAUCCAUCCUUUUUCAAUCCUUUCUGUUAUUCUUCCGUUCAGCACCUUGAACUAUGAUCCACCUCAAAGGAAUGAAUUCUUGGGGACUUGCAUUCAACAUUUUAAUUCUUACCUAAGCAUAUGGGAUCCUCUCAUAUUAGUGUUUCUUAGUUUCUCUCUGGCCAUCCUGGGAUGUUUUCCAGAAGAUCUGAUAAAGGCAAUUUUUAACAUCAAAUUCUUAUCCAAAUUGGAUUCUCAACUUGAACUUUUACCUUCAUCUCUAAAUACGAGGGUCCACUUUCGUCUUAUGGAGUUAAAUAGAGCAGUCUGCUUGGAAUGCCCUGAGUUUCAGAUUCCCUGGUUUCAUGACCGUUUCUGUCAACGACUGUAUAAUAAAGAGAUUGGCAACAUGAAUGGAGCACAGCAGCAGAUGUAUAAAAUGCUAGCAGAGGUACUAGGAGGAAUCAAUUGUGUAAAAGCCUCGGUUCUUACACCUUAUUACUACACAAUAGAUUUUGAAUGUGUCUUAGAUAAAAGAAAAAAGCCUCUUCCUUAUGGAAACCAUAAUAUAAUUUUGGGAAAAAUGCCAGAUGAGAACUGGAAAUCACAUACCCAAAUAGAUGGAUCAAGGCUGCCACCGGGAGCUGAAAGGAUUGCUUUGGAGUUUUUGGAUUCAAGAGCUUUUUGUAGAAAUAUCCCUCACUUAAAGGGAAAAUCUGCCAUGAAAAAACGACAUUUGGAAAUUUUGGGCUAUCAUGUAAUUCAGAUUCCACAUUUUGAAUGGAACUCAAUGGCACUAUCAACAAAGGAUGCUCAGAUGGACUACCUGAGAGAACGUAUAUUUGGAGAAAGCAAAUCGUAAUUGUAGUUUUAAUUUAAAAUUAGUUAUCAUCAUUUGUCACAUUUGGACUUAUUUUAAUGAAGUGAUCUGACCCAAUUAAAAAACAGUGUAGAAUUAACUGAUUUCAAGGCCAGUUGAAUACCUCUUAAAAUAAACAGACAUUUUAAAAUGAAGUACUUUCUCAACUAUCUGGUUGGAAAACUGUUUAACAUUCUUAGAAUAAAAGACAUGUAGCUUUUAAGAAUCUUAGUUUACCAUUCAUUCUUUGAGUGCAUACUAUUGUGCCAGAAACUGGUUUAUGCAAUGGGAUAUAGCAGUACAUACAGCGUAUUUUCUGUGUGGUCAAUUAAAAAAAAAAAUAUAUAUGAUAUUAAGUUCAAUGGAGAAAAAUCCAGAACAGGGGAUAGAAAUGUUAUGGGGUGUGUGAUUUUAAAUACAGUUACCUGGGAAAGGCUCACUGAGGAGGUGAUAUUUGAAUAAAGAUUUAAGGAGGUAAGGCUAUAUCAGGGCAGAGUAUUCCAGGCAGAAAGAACAGUAGGUGCAAAGAUCCUGAGGUUAGAAUAUGCCUGGAGUGUUUGAGAGUAACAAGGAAUCCACUAUAGCUGGAGCAGAACAAGUGUUCAGGGGUGUGGAGAAUGUAAUAGGAGAAAAGGUAAGAGAUAACAGAGUCAAAAUAUAUAGGAC